Diversispora eburnea is the source of this 1927-nucleotide messenger RNA. The record is from the annotation of a GenBank genome assembly. NCBI's taxonomy places the organism in Eukaryota, Fungi, Glomeromycota, Glomeromycetes, Diversisporales, Diversisporaceae.
AUGUAUCAUUACGUUGUAAACGUUCAUAAAUCUAGUACAGUAAGUUCAGCGGUAAAAGGCCAUUGGUCUUCACCGACAGAAACGAAUCUACUUAUCAACAAAGUCAAUCGAAUCGAUGUAUAUACAUUAGUUGAAGGAGGGUUAAGAUACUUUAUGGAAAUUCCGAUAAAUGGUAGAAUCGCGGGAAUGCAUUUUUAUCGAGGACCUGUAUUAUUUACCGAACGACUUGAUUAUGUGGUGAUGUCCUGGUGCGCAAAAAGGAAAAGGAUAUUAACCGAAGAGCAAGGAACAUUAAAACAUGAUACCUACAAAUUUUAUCCAAAUCGAGAAUUAUUACAUUUAACUAUCAUCGAUCCAUAUUAUCGAGUGGUGGGGAUGCACGUUUAUAGUGGAAUAUUGGCGGAUGGAAUUAAAAAUAUUUCGGUAAAAGCGUAUCCACUUUAUACCAAAGAAAUUGGAAAUGAAAUUUGGUCAUUAGAUGAUCUUGAUGAAUCUACUCAAAUCAUUAGAGCAGUUCCAAGUGGUGGUUUCUUGUUGGUUUCUGCUAGACGUAUUUCAUUAUAUGAUGAAGAUCAUGGAUCAAGGUGGUUAAUUGGUAAUGGCUUUGGAACGCUUCAAUUAUUAGUAUUACCUAAAGAUGAACCCAUGUAUACAUAUAUAUCGGUACCCACAUCAAUUUUAUAUUUAGAUAAUGGAAUCGUAUUUAUCGGUUCACAUUUUGGAGAUUCACAAAUUAUAAAAUUACGUUCUGAACCGAAUGAACAAGGAUUUUAUUUAGAUGAAGUAGAAAGAUUUUCUAAUUUAGCACCGAUACAUGAUUUUUGUGUGUUGAAAACUGAAAGACCAGGACAGAGUCAAGUGAUAACAUGUUCUGGUGGUCUAAGAGAUGGAACGUUAAGAAUUAUUCGUAAUGGAGUCGGAAUUACCGUACACGGUGAAACUAGAAUGACGGGAUUAACCGGAAUAUGGGCAUUACGUCCAUCUUAUGAUUCCGAAUAUGAUGACAUAUUAAUUAUUUCAUUUAUUAAUGAGACACGUAUAAUGAAAUUGAUAGAUGAUGAAUUUCAUGAAGUUGAUAAUUAUGCGGAUAUUGAUAAGAGUCAUGAAACUCUGGCAACUUGUAAUGUAGCAGGAAAUUUAAUUGUUACUAGAAAUUCAAUUAGAUUAAUAGACAUGAAAACCAAAAAAUUAUGUUCUAAAUGGAAUAUAACAAAAAAUAAUACAAUUACUGUGGCUGAUGUUUCAUGUUUAACAAUUCACCCAUCGGAUCCAUCAAAUCCCGAAAAAUCCAUAUUCGCGGUUGUAGGUUUAUGGAGUGAUAAAUUAAUAAACGUAUUAAAUUUGCCAUCAUUAACAAUUAUUCAAAUGCAAAAAUUAUUUAAUACAUCAGUUCCUCGAUCAGUUAUGUUAGAAACAUUUGAAGGAAUACUUUAUUUAUUAAUAGGAUUUGGUGAUGGACAAGUUGAUUUCUUUAUAUUGAAUCAAGUUAAUGCCAAUAUUUCUGGUCCACAUAGAACAUUCACGAUUGGAAAUCAACAAGUUAUACUUUGUUCAUUUAAAGCCAAUGGAAUUAAAUAUGUUUUCGCUGCUUCGGAUAAACCCGCUAUAAUUUAUAGUAAAAAUUAUCAAUUAUUAUGUUCUAACGUUAACACUAAGAAUGUAACGUAUGUUCGAUCAUUUAAAACUCCGGCCAUGCCAUCAUCGUUGAUAAUUAUUCAUAAUACCGGAUUCAAAAUUAGUAGCAUAGAUGAUAUACAUAAACUUCAUAUAACAAGUAUUCCAUUAAACGAAAUGCCUCGUCGAAUAUGCCAUCAAGAAAGUUCUAACAUGUUGGCCAUUUCAACUAUUAAAUCGGUUUUCGAUGAAUUAAAAAAUUGCGAAAUUCAUUUAUGUUAUUUUAAAAUAUUGGAUGAUCAAACUUUUGAAU